GUUCCGCUCCGGAAGUGACGCCAGAGGAAGUCUCCGCCCUGUUGUUGUUGUCGUUGCUGUCAGCGCUCGGUAACAUGAAGUGGAUGUUCAAAGAAGACCACGCACUGGAACACAGGUGCGUGGAGUCGGCAAAAAUCCGAGCCAAAUAUCCAGACCGUGUUCCGGUCAUCGUGGAGAAAGUUUCCGGCUCACAAAUUGUGGAUAUAGACAAGCGAAAAUACCUGGUCCCUUCUGACAUCACUGUGGCUCAGUUUAUGUGGAUCAUCAGAAAACGCAUCCAGCUGCCUUCAGAAAAAGCCAUCUUCUUGUUUGUAGACAAGACUGUGCCACAGUCUAGUCUAACCAUGGGACAGCUGUACGAAAAGGAAAAAGAUGAAGACGGCUUUUUGUAUGUGGCAUACAGCGGAGAGAACACAUUUGGCUUUUAAACAUAUUGACAGCUUGUGAAUCUUGUAAAUAAUGUUGGUGGUUUUAACACAAUGCAUACAUCUCCACCCUAUAGGUUAGAUGCAUAUUAACUGGAUGCACUUUUUUUCUUUUUUUACAUAACCAUGUCUUGUCCUUCAACUAUGUCUUUGUUUAGUAUUUAAUGUAAUUUAUUUUCCGUGCUUCCUGAAGAACCCACUUUUUCUGCCAAACACACUGGCAAAGUAUUGGGAAUUAGAAAUCAGUUGCUGGCCACUUUGGCAGUGAAGUGGUUAAGUAAUAGUAUAUAUGAAGAGGUGGGGUCCAGUGACUGCACCAGUAGCAUUCAUACGAUAUAUAUUUUUUGGAUUAUGUUUAAGACAUUAUGUAAUUUGCUGAUGUUCGCUGCACAACACAAAUUAGUGAUGGAUAUUGUAAUCAGUAAUGACCGGUCUGUAACCAUCCACCUUUACAAAUUCCCAUAAAUAAAACUAUUCAGUACAUUA
Molecule: messenger RNA, 911 nt
Organism: Hyla sarda
Lineage: Eukaryota; Metazoa; Chordata; Amphibia; Anura; Hylidae
Gene: GABARAPL2
Product: GABA type A receptor associated protein like 2
Exons: 4
Coding region: 75-428 (117 amino acids)
Biological process (GO): macroautophagy; autophagosome assembly; cellular response to nitrogen starvation
Cellular component (GO): autophagosome; cytosol; autophagosome membrane
Molecular function (GO): ubiquitin protein ligase binding
Source: RefSeq, a predicted model, not a curated record